This is a messenger RNA of Caenorhabditis elegans, 722 nucleotides long. RefSeq lists its product as uncharacterized. The transcript is spliced from 3 exons. NCBI's taxonomy places the organism in Eukaryota, Metazoa, Nematoda, Chromadorea, Rhabditida, Rhabditidae. The record is from RefSeq and is marked reviewed. The coding region runs from base 451 to 567 and encodes 38 amino acids.
UUUUCAGAAUGAACAAGAUGGAGCACCUUGGGCGCUCUGGCUGCUCAGUCAAAUAUGGGCAGUUGUGUGAGAAGACGCUGACCGUUUAAACGGCUACAGUCAGAUCACAAGAAGAUACUCGCGCGGAGCAACGAUCCAUUCGCGAAGAGCGUCGAGCUGAGAGAGAGAAGGCAGACCAGCAGAGCCAACGAAAUUUUAGGCCGCUCAAAUGGCUAUAGCCAAAUCACAAAAGACGCUCGCGCGGAACGUCGAGCUGAAAGAAAGAAGGCCGACCAGCGGAGCCAAACUUUAAAAAAAAAUCCAUCGUCCAGCUCCCUCAAACCAGCAAAAAAGUCCAAGUCUGGGGCGAAGUGUGUAUGACCAAUCGGACUGGAGCGGACUGAAAAAAGGAGCUGAAGAAGAUCAGAGACGAGGAAAAUAAAACCUGUGGUCGAUCUGCUAAAAGGAAGAAUGUGCCCAUCGGUGCAAAUGGAUAUGGUCAGAUCACGAGCAGAAGCUCAAGUGGAGAAAUGGUCGGGAAGGGGUCCAAUAAUAAUAAGAACACGAUGCUUUCCCGGCGAAAUUUGAACUCAGGAUCACUUACAAGGACACAAUCACAAAGAGGAGCAGAAGAUCAUUGAGCUGGCACAAAAAAUAAAAUUCAAUAAAAAAAAAUUUAUAACGGUUUUUAUAAUGUUUUUAUACCAAUAUUUUUUUAAUAUAAAUAAAUUUGUAAAGAAAAA